Molecule: messenger RNA, 852 nt
Organism: Tripterygium wilfordii
Lineage: Eukaryota; Viridiplantae; Streptophyta; Magnoliopsida; Celastrales; Celastraceae
Product: 40S ribosomal protein S10-1-like
Exons: 5
Coding region: 110-646 (178 amino acids)
Cellular component (GO): cytosolic small ribosomal subunit
Molecular function (GO): RNA binding; structural constituent of ribosome
Source: RefSeq, a predicted model, not a curated record
AUUCGUUCAUCUAGGGUUUCAAGGCCUACAGUCAAAAGGAGAGCUUCCAUACGUCUCUGCGAGCGGGCGCAGCUAUCCUUAGGCCGUUCAUAGUUCUUGAAUCUCAACAAUGAUUAUUCCUGAGAAGAACCGCAGAGAAAUCUCGAAGUACCUCUUUCAAGAGGGAGUAUUGUAUGCAAAGAAGGAUUUCAACCUUCCAAAGCAUCCAGAGAUUGAUGUGCCCAACCUCCAGGUGAUUAAGUUGAUGCAGAGCUUCAAAUCCAAGGAGUAUGUUCGUGAGACGUUUGCAUGGAUGCAUUACUAUUGGUAUCUUACGAAUGAUGGGAUUGAGUUUUUGAGGACUUACCUCAAUCUUCCAUCAGAAAUCGUGCCGGCCACUUUGAAGAAGGCUGCAAAACCUGUUGGUCGCCCCAUGGGAGGACCUCCUGGUGAUAGGCCACGUGGCCCACCUCGCUUUGAGGGAGACCGUCCAAGGUUUGGUGACCGUGAUGGGUAUCGUGGAGGCCCUAGGGGAGGUGAUCUUGGUGGUGAAAAGGAAGGAGCGCCAGCUGACUACCAACCUGCAUUCAGGGGUUCUGGCGGAAGGCCUGGAUUCGGUCGUGGUGGUGGGGGUUAUGGUGCUGCUCCAUCUGGCUCAGGUUUUUAAAGGCUUUUUGUUGGCAAUGUUAUGAUUAUAGUUUCUGCCAUUUUUGGCGCUUUAGAAUACUAGCAAAAACUGUUUGAUUGUCUUGUUGGAGUUCCUUUUGCAUUAUACACUAUGUAGACUCCAUUUUAACGGGUUUACGUUUUUUGUUGAGGUUUUAUUUGUAUUGUUGAUCUGGUGUUAUCUACUCUGGAAGCAAGUUCUGGCAA